Musa acuminata AAA Group (dessert banana) is the source of this 1013-nucleotide messenger RNA. Its product is annotated as H/ACA ribonucleoprotein complex subunit 2-like protein. Gene Ontology annotation, molecular function: box H/ACA snoRNA binding. The coding region runs from base 137 to 601 and encodes 154 amino acids. The record is from RefSeq and is a predicted model, not a curated record. Gene Ontology annotation, biological process: snRNA pseudouridine synthesis; maturation of LSU-rRNA; rRNA pseudouridine synthesis. Gene Ontology annotation, cellular component: cytosolic large ribosomal subunit; nucleolus; box H/ACA snoRNP complex. The transcript is spliced from 4 exons. Lineage: Eukaryota; Viridiplantae; Streptophyta; Magnoliopsida; Zingiberales; Musaceae.
ACCCUUGCGCUCUCUCGCUCCUAAAACCUUAGCCGCCCCACCUCCUCCUCUGCCUCCUCCCGUCUCCGCCGUCCGUUGUUCUUCUUCGCUCCGGUCGAUCUUUUACGAACCCGUCGGUAGACCGAGAGCGAGAGGGAUGGGGAGCGACAGCGAGGUUGAAAAGUCUGUGAAAGAGAGGAAGAAGAUGAUGGCCGUUGCCCCCAUCGCCAAACCCCUCGCCGGCAAGAAGCUCUGCAAGCGCACCCUCAAGCUCGUCCGACGAGCUGCUGAGGCGAAGUGCUUGAAACGGGGAGUGAAGGAAGUAGUAAAGAGUGUCCGCCGUGGCCAGAAAGGAUUGUGUGUUAUUGCUGGUAACAUUUCCCCUAUUGAUGUGAUUACUCAUGUGCCCAUCUUAUUGGAGGAAGCUGAUAUUCCCUACAUAUAUGUUCCUUCGAAGGAGGAUCUUGCAGUUGCUGGGGUCACCAAGAGGCCAACAUGCUGUGUACUGGUCAUGACCAAGCCAACCAAAGGGGAGCUGGCCCAGGAGGUGCAAGAGAAGUUGCAGGGAGACUUCAACCAGGUCUCAGCAGAUGUGAAAGAGAUGGCAUCCUCCCUCUUCUGAGAUUGGGGAACGUUUAAGCUCACCUUACGUGCCAUCUAUGCUUCUUGGUUGUUCCGUAUAAUCUGACUUGCCAACAUGCUCAGUGUUGUGUUUAUGAGUCACCAUCACAUAAUGGUGGUGUAUCAUUAGCAGUGUUUUAAAUAUUUACUGUAGUCGAUCUAAAUACCUGUGCAUGAGCUUUAUCUACCCCUUACGUUACUAGUCUUACUCUUCUUCCCUCAGCUGUGCAGUGAUUGUAGAAGCUUGAUGUUGCGGAUACAGAUGGAGAAAUGGGUUGAUUGCUAUGCAGGGUAGUUGAAAGUGGUGGAAUUCUGGUUCAUUGUCAGGUUUUGUUGUUAGUCUAUUGACUGGUAACGUCAUGUCAGUCCAAGAAUUCAAGAUAUCAAUCUAAAGUUUGCCUUAUUUUAGAACA